Messenger RNA from Leptidea sinapis, 1931 nucleotides. RefSeq names its product mediator of RNA polymerase II transcription subunit 31-A (gene MED31). The transcript has 4 exons. The record is from RefSeq and is a predicted model, not a curated record. The coding region runs from base 188 to 607 and encodes 139 amino acids. Gene Ontology annotation, biological process: regulation of transcription by RNA polymerase II. Gene Ontology annotation, molecular function: transcription coregulator activity. Gene Ontology annotation, cellular component: mediator complex; core mediator complex. Lineage: Eukaryota; Metazoa; Arthropoda; Insecta; Lepidoptera; Pieridae.
UCAGUCAUCUAAAUGUUGAACGCUGAAGAUUUGUUAAUUCUUGUUUUAUGUUUUAAUUUUUAAAUUUCUUGUAUUAUUAAAAAUAUGUGCGAAAUCAAUAAAGAUAUAACAUUUAAUUCAAGAUAUCUAUUUGACUAAUUUAUAGGUUUUUACAAACGUUACCGUGGAUACUCCCACAUACCUUAAUAUGUUGGCGGCAAAAGUGACCACAGAAACCGAAGACCAGAAUAGAAUAAGGUUUCAGGUGGAACUGGAAUUUGUGCAAUGCUUGGCAAAUCCAAACUACAUACAUUUUUUAGCCCAAAGAGGUUAUUUGAAGGAGCAGACAUUUAUCAACUAUCUUAAAUACCUACAAUACUGGAGGGAGCCAGAAUAUGCCAGAUAUCUGAAGUAUCCAAUGUGCUUGCACUUCCUAGAGCUGCUACAACAUGAGGCGUUUAGGAGGGAAUGUGUAUCUGCUCAGGUGUGCAAAUUUAUGGAUGACCAAGCAAUAUUAUUAUGGCAACACUACACAAGAAGACGUACACGAACAUUGCAACCUCCUGACGCACCAUCUGCUCCAAACAUACCCACAAACAAUCAGCAUGGUGUCUCAAGACAGCAGUGAUAACUGAGGUGUUGCUCUGCUGCUUGUAAAAUGGAUCUUAUUGCAUAGCUUUAAGGCUGAAAUUUAUAGAGAGUACUUAGACCUUGCUCAGACUACUUACGUAAAACUUCGCCGAGUGUAAGUGUAGCGUUAUCUGUGAUUUCGUAUUUAUAGUCAUUUAACAGCUGAAAUUAUGCUGAGCUUAAGAUAUUAUUAAAACAGUGAAAUUACGAAUUCAAGGUUUUUGUUUAUCAAACUCAGCUAAGUUUUACGUAAGUAAAGUCUAAGUAAGCUCUAAAGAUUACUCAUACACUCCUAUAGAUAUCUCAGCCGUAGGCUUAUACCGAGACAUUAACCACGCGGGGUUUUUACUUUUCAUUGCCGUAAUGAAUAGAGCAGUUUCGUUUUGUGACAUCCCAGUUAAGUUUGUGUCUCAUUGGAAGUUAUAUAUAAUACAUAUCCGAAAUAUUCUUCAUUUUAUAUUAGGUUAGACCUCUAUUUUAUGAAUUUUGCCUCAGUAAGCAAUAUCGCAUUGACAGUAUGACGCGAGAUCUCGAAACAUCAUCAUAGGGCUGUUUUGUAAUGUAAAAUAAUAGCAAACAAGAAUGUGUCUUCACAUGUAAGUACAAUUUCAACAUAUUAGGAGCUAUAUUUUCAUAAAAUAAUGUUAACAAUAUAUAAAUUCGUCAUUUUAAAAAGUGCUCAUUGUACAUGAAAAUGGAUCAAAGAUAAGCUGUAUAGUUCGACGGACAGAUUGCCGUUGGGGCAGCAAAGUCCUCGUGACCACGUACCAGAAGACGCAGUGUUGGCAGGUUUUCCACAAGAUGGACCGACGAUCUGGUAAAGAUCGCCGGUCUUGGUUGGAUGAGGGCAGCUCAGAACCUAUCAUCGUGGAGAUCUUUGGGGGAGGCCUUUGUCCAGAAGUGGGCGUAUUCAUCGACGUAUCAUUUUUAUUUGUAGUCCGCUUCAACCCGCGAAUAUUGGUCGAUCGUGAUUUCAAUACAUUCUUCUUGGGUUUCGUUCCAAUAUUUAAUUCGUCCAUGGGCUGUUUUUGAGCCACAUACAUGUUUUUUUUAAAUUAAGUCUUGGGUUCUAGAUAAUAUAUUUUUGUCUGAUUUGUAAAUUAUGUACUACCCUCAACUAUAGAUAAAGAUGUUUACGGGUAAUAUCCGUUACACGACGUCUACUGUGCGCUAAUUCUGGGGCGGUGGCUAAGCUUACCAUCGUAACUUCUCACGGGAUCGGCCAUAUACCAGCCUACCGGCCAAAUCCCCUCGGUAACCCGAGGAGAUCAACUAUUGUUAUAAAAUAUAGGUAAGGUAGAUCAAUAAAAGUAAGUUUGCUA